CUCCGCGGAUCCUCGCCACACAUAUUAUGCCCCGUCUUUUCACUGUUCUGUAAAUUUGCCAAUCGAUAAAAAGCUUUCUACGUGAAACAUUAUCAUUUAUCCGUAUUUUGGGGGGAUCGAAAGCAAUCUCAAGGCUAUGUUUGGUGUCUGAACUUGUCUUUCGAGUCUGGAUUCUAUUUACUUUUCUGCGCAUUGGAGGUUUUGGUGCUACAAGUGUUCAAGUUUAUGGAUGUGUUGCUGUGGAGGUGUCGGUUCUGAGAGUGUUAACUUUGACGCCGUGUGUACACUCUUGUAAAGCACCAUGCUACUGACCAGCAGAAAGAGCAAAACUUUCCUGACCCCCGUGAUAUGUCUGGCUGUCCUUCUCGCUGCCGGCAAAGUCCUCUUUGACGUACGACUGUCAGAUCUCCAGAGCUCGCUGACCGGAUCCCGCCCCCCGCCCGCUCUCGCCUACUCUCUGAGUCACGCCGACACCAAGACCGUCCUAUCCUUCCUAGACAGACUACGCGCCGAUCUUGAGACGAGUCUGAAAACGUCGCAGGGCGAGAGCGAGUCACAGGGAGGGCCACUACCUACCUCCCACACGGAGCCCAAACGUUAUGUGUUACAAGAGGUCAAAAAGAGGUCAAGGUCGUACGAUUCUGUAAUUAGAGACAAGUCAUCGGCCGGGAACAUUGUAGUAAGUGCAAGGGAAAACUCGAGAAACGAAAUAUCGCCGAAACUGUCAGAUGAGGAGGGGGAACGUUCUGUGGCAGAGGUUUUGGCGAAACCUCUGGUGAACAAGUUCUACUUCAAGUACAUCUCUCAUCCCAGGGAUCUGUGCUCGAAGUCUAAGACGGAGACUAUCUUCGUGAUCCCAUCAGGGCCUGGGAAUUUCCAGCGAAGAGAGUGGGUGAGGAGUCGCGACGUGUCAAAGUAUGUCAAAGUCGCCGCUCACAAGGCCAAGAUGCUUUUCUUUGUUGGGAGACCGAACAAAGAGAACGUCACCAUCCAAAGACAGCUGGAGAAAGAAGCGAAGACCUACGGCGACAUGGCGCUUUUAGAUUUUGAAGACACUUACAAAAACAUCCUGACGAAACACUUGUCCAUGUUAAACUGGACGAUGGCGUAUUGUUCGUCCGCCAUGUACGUCAUUCGGACCGACGAUGACGCCAGAGUGGACGCCGCCAAAAUGGUGUCGGCCAUGUGGUCUAUCCGUCGGCAGACGGAGAACUUUGUGGUGGGAGUACAACACGUCGGGCAGAAACCUAUCCGUUACAACAAGCACAGGUACUAUCUGUCUCUGGAGGACUUCCCAGACCCCACUUUCCCGCCCUAUGUUCUCGGGGGUGCUAUUGGCUACCCGAUGACCACUGUACAUCUUCUGUACCAGGCCGCCCUCAGGCUCCGGCCUGUGUGGUUGGAUGACGUGUUCAUCACUGGCAUCUGCACCAGGGCCCUUAACGUACCCGUGAUAUCUCACAGCAACUUUACUUUUGUCCAUAUGAAAAAAACGUGACAUCCCACCGUAACUUUACCUAGGUCUACAUGAAAAACCCGUGACAUCCCACCUUAACUUUAUCUUUGUCCAUAUGAAAAACACGUGACAUACCACCGUAACCUAACAUUCCUCCACAUGAAAAGCACGUGAUGUCCCACAGUAACUUUAGCUUUGUCCAAAUUGGUGAUGUGGAAAUUGAAUUUUCAAGAGAAGUUAAGAAUAUUGACAGUUUGAUUCUUCUUUGAUAGUCAAUGUCGGCUGAGGUAAAGCAUUUCAUCUGCUGCAUGUAUUUAGAAAUGAGCAAAAAUAAUUCAAAUGCGUCUUCUUGUCAAUACUGUAGUGUGGUAAAGUAUUUGUGGCGUAACUUAUUGUCAAAUAUCUCCAUAGCUAUUAAACAUAGAUUCUCCAACGUGUGCACAAUGACUGAUAUCAUUUUAUCUUAACUGAUGGAUUUUUUUUUCAAACACCUGUACACUGUAUUCAAAAAAAUUCCUCAACAUAUGCUAAUAAAAAGCCCAAGUCAA
Molecule: messenger RNA, 2004 nt
Organism: Aplysia californica (California sea hare)
Lineage: Eukaryota; Metazoa; Mollusca; Gastropoda; Aplysiida; Aplysiidae
Product: lactosylceramide 1,3-N-acetyl-beta-D-glucosaminyltransferase
Exons: 2
Coding region: 302-1498 (398 amino acids)
Cellular component (GO): membrane
Molecular function (GO): hexosyltransferase activity
Source: RefSeq, a predicted model, not a curated record